Messenger RNA from Venturia canescens, 2700 nucleotides. It is a transcript of the gene CenG1A, whose product is annotated as Centaurin-gamma-1A. Gene Ontology annotation, biological process: activation of GTPase activity. The transcript has 12 exons. Bases 269 to 2413 code for a protein of 714 amino acids. Gene Ontology annotation, molecular function: GTP binding; GTPase activator activity; GTPase activity. Lineage: Eukaryota; Metazoa; Arthropoda; Insecta; Hymenoptera; Ichneumonidae. The record is from RefSeq and is a predicted model, not a curated record.
UCAUGGAACGUAGUUGCGUCAAAUAACCUGUUCGCCCUAGGCCCUAAAUUUUCCUGUACUCUCAAUGAUGUUUAUAAAUAUGAGAAUUUGACAGUUUUACACAUCACUCAUUAGCAAUAUCAAACAUCCUCGUGACAUGUAGAUAUAAACACCUUCCGUAAAUUAAAAACAAUUGAUAAUGAUACAAAAAUUAUUCUUAAAUAACGUAAAAAAUAUUUAAUAUAAAAAAAGAAUAACGAUAAAAACGUUAUACAGUUGGUCUGAAAAAAUGACAUCUGGCCAAAGUGGACAAGACCAUUCCUUCACCAUAAGACAAGAGAUACAACGUUUUGAAAGUGUUCAUCCAUCAAUAUACGCUAUUUACGACCUUAUAGAUCUUAUCUCGGAUACACAGAUUGCUAAACAAAUACGUGAACAUGUUGUUGCCAUUGAAGAUUCUUUCGUCAAUAGUCAUGAAUGGACACUCGCCAGACACGUUCCGGAGCUACAUCUUGGAAUUAUCGGCUCUUAUGAAUCAGGAAAAUCGGCCCUUGUUCAUAGAUACCUAACCGGAUCUUUUAUGCAUGAAGAAUCCCCAGAAGGAGGACGAUUCAAAAAAGAAGUCUUUAUUAAUGAACAAAGUUAUUUAUUGCUCAUCAGAGAUGAAGGGGGGGUACCGGAAUCACAGUUUUCUUCUUGGAUAGACGCUGUACUACUGGUAUUUAGCUUAGCAAGCGAAGAAAGCUUUUCAGUAGUAUGCAGUUACUAUAAUAAAAUGUGUUCUUUUCGAAAUAUGUCCGAUGUACCAAAAAUCAUAGUAGGAGUACAAGAUUCGAUCAGUGGCACGAGUCCUCGUGUGAUAAAAGAUAUACAGCCAAGAAAGUUGGCUUGCGACUUGAGAUGCCCCUAUUAUGAAACCUGUGCCAUUUAUGGCUUAAAUGUGGAAGAAGUCUUUGAAGACGUUUGUCAAAAAAUAAUCCAAAAAUUAUCUACCAAACACGCGCGAUGUAAUGGGCAAAAUUUGGGAGAUAACGAAACGAAAUACUCUAUACCUGUGAUUUCAAAAACUCUACUGCCACCUACCAAAGAUUCGGAAAUGGGCAGUCCCUCAAAAGUUAAUAUAAUGGAAAAAACGGACGAAUUCCUCCGCCCAAUGCAGGAAAAUAUCACGCAAUGCGAAUCCUCGUUAUCCAACGAUAGCUUUCAAUAUAUUCACAAUCAACAUGGAGAACUACGCUCAUCGAUUUUGACUCCGACGACAAUCAGAAAAUUUAGGAGAAAAUCGAACAUAUUUACUCCAUCAAAAAAAGAAAAAUACAACAUGGGAGAAAUGGGAGUAGGGAGAGAAAUUCCUGCAAAACAAGGAUAUCUCUUCAAGAGAAGUAGCAAAUCACUGAAGGAAAGGAAGAAAAAAUAUGUCACUCUUUUGGAAGACGGUAGAUUGACUUAUCAUUCGAGUUUGCACGAUUAUAUGAACGACACGAAUGGAAAAGAAAUACUGCUGCAAUAUGUGACGGUGAAAGUGCCUGGAAAGACUCCAAAAGGCUCAAAGUCAACUCCGACGCAGGAUGACAGUUUCGAAUUUUCUAUAAUAUCGUUGGAGAACAAAACUUGGCAUUUUGAAGCCAACAACGCCGAAGAUCGCGAGAGUUGGAUCACCGCGAUCGAGCAACAAAUUCUAUCAAGUUUACAGAACAGUGACGGUGAUAAAAAAAACGAGACCGAUGCUUUCAAGAUGCAUUGUAUAAAAAACAAAGUUUCGGGAAAUGAUGCGUGCGUUGAUUGCGGAGCUGCAAAUCCAGACUGGGCGAGUCUAAAUCUCGGUGUACUCGUAUGCAUCGAGUGUUCCGGUAUACACAGAAACUUGGGUUCGCACAUAUCGAAAGUGCGAUCGUUGGAUUUGGACGAUUGGUCUGCAGGACAAUUGAGCGUAAUGCUGGCCCUUGGAAACGAUAUCGCUAACGGUGUUUGGGAAUACUGCUUGAAUGGAAAACAAAAGCCGAAUUCUGAUUCAUCCAGAGAAGAAAAAGAACAAUGGAUACGAUGGAAGUACGAGGAGAAGUUAUUUCUACCACCGACUAACCCUAAUAUAUCUCUUGGAAAAUUGCUCAUUGAUUCGGUCUGUCGCGGUGACAUGCGAGCAUUCACGUUAUGUCUGGCAAAGUGCACUUACGAGGAUGUCAAUAUAUCUGUGAGCGCUGAAGAUCUUCGGACUCCUUUACAUCUUGCAUGUGCAACAGGGAAUUUAGCGAUGGCCCAAUUAUUAAUUUGGCACAAAGCCAAUCCACAGAAUCUCGAUCACGAAGGCCGAACGUGCAUGUCUUACGUUAGAGCGUUAGAGAGAACGCUGGACAACUCAUCGGACUCGAUGGAAAUGCAAAAGUUAUUGGAGGUACUGGAACAAGCGAGUAUAUCGAAUGUUGAGGAGACAUGAGCCAAACAGUAUUAACUUGGUUCGGGCCGUGUAAAAAAUGAGAUGAGACUCGGAGGGAGUUUUUUUAAUAGCUAGAACCUGACACAACAUUCUGGCAAACCAAACGGUUUCCUAUUCCUCUACGUACUUAUUUCAUCGUGUGAUUCACCUAAUUGUAAAUUUCCCGCAUUCUUAUUUAACAAAUUAAUGGAAAAAUGGUCAAAUCACGCAAGUCAUGUGCUCAUAGCGAUUUGAGAGCAUUUUUAACUUUCGUUUUAGUUUCUGACAAAUAAAUCGCGUGAAUUAUA